This is a messenger RNA of Scutellospora calospora, 363 nucleotides long. Lineage: Eukaryota; Fungi; Glomeromycota; Glomeromycetes; Diversisporales; Gigasporaceae. The record is from the annotation of a GenBank genome assembly.
AUGUGGCAAUUAUCAAGUCAUAUCAUGACAGCCAUAGCGAAGAAAUUAUUGUUAAAUGGCAAAGAAAUCUUACCUACUGUCCGUGACGCACGUUCACCCAAAAAUUUAUAUAAACUAUUAAAUGUUUAUCCAAACAAUGGUGUUGGUCUGAAAGUGGUACCAGAUCAUUGGGUUAACAAGGGAAUCAUUGACAGUUAUUAUGAAAUUACAAAAGCUACACUGAAAAUGAAGGAUAUAACUCACGGAAAAGUAUUCGGUAUUAAGGUUUGGAAUGGCAGAGUAUUGAAAAAUGGCAAACCGGAGAAGAUUCGGGGAGGAUACAAAUGGAAUUGGAUGUUAUGGCCAGUUAAAGAGAGUCUUUAA